Messenger RNA from Alosa sapidissima (American shad), 6169 nucleotides. RefSeq names its product fibrosin-like 1 (gene fbrsl1). The record is from RefSeq and is a predicted model, not a curated record. The coding region runs from base 1066 to 4989 and encodes 1307 amino acids. The transcript is spliced from 19 exons. Lineage: Eukaryota; Metazoa; Chordata; Actinopteri; Clupeiformes; Clupeidae.
CUAUGCGACAAAAUAAGUUCGUCUGAGUAAUUUAGAACUAUGUCUAAACUAGCUCACUUCCUUUGGCAAUUGCAGAGGUGGCGGAAGUACGUCAGUUAUCUGGGCUCUGGGCAUUUACUGCACUCUCUCCAAUUUCAGAUGGAGGGGAAAAGAAGGGAGAGCAGAUUUUAAUCAUUCCUGUGUCUUUAAAGCUACUCAUCAAAGCUUUGCCUUUUCUGGGAAGGAAAUAGACGAUGUAUCGCGAACAGCAAAGGAAGCACGGACGGUGUACAGGAAUGGAUAUUUAAAACUUACACGGCCCUGGAUGUAGCCGUUGCUUUCUUUUCCUUGUUGGCUGGUACAUGGGGUUUGAUCACAGUGUGGAGGAUUGUACUGUGAAGUGAACGGAGGAUCAUUUGGAAAAUAGGCUAUUGCGUUUAGGUAGCUGAAGACUUGGGAGAAAUCCUUACCUCGCUUCGUCUGGUUGUAUACUGGUCUUACGGUGAAACUUAGCAGAAUGAGAUAGUUAUUUCUCAAAACUUGCAUUUAUUAUGUGCUUUAUUCACGAAUGAACCAUUUGAUAUUUUACUGUCAAGCACGCAGCUUGUUGUAAAGACGUGUAUUUUUAGAUUCGCUUUUUGACAGUGGGUCAUGAAUAAAUAGGGUGGUGGAAAACAUGGGCCAGCGACAUGAUUUCUCUGCCUUGUCUGCAGUAUGCAGAUAUUAAUGUGCUCCACCAAUGCAACAAAGUUGCAAACCAAGUGAAAUGCAUGUAGCCUAUUGCAACUAUAUAUCAGAUUUGCACCUGUUUAAAUGAAGAGCACUUCGAUGUUUUAGCGCUAGAUCUCGAAAAUACGGGCAAGAUUUUUCGCCUCUUCGUCCUCAUGGAGCAGUUGAACAUUUGUUUGUUUAUUAUUUUAGGGAGCUAUUUAUCCAAGGUCAUUCUGUAGAUUGUCCGUUUUUAUUUAUACACGCAUGUACAUAGCCUAUUGUAAGUUCGUAACGUUAACCUUAGUAGUCCCAUAAGGGAUCCGAACAGCCGACGCUUUGUGAUCUGGUGAGAUUUUUUAUUGCAACGAUUGUAAAAUGGAUGGGAAAUUGAAGCAGAGUCGGAGAUCGCGUUCCCAGCGUGAGAGGGGACGGAGACGGGAUUCUGCUGGCAGGGAUGCCCGCAAUCUGAGCCCUUCGUCUUGCUCAGACAGGGAGCAAACUCCUGGAAUGGAUCAUGCCUCUCAGAAUGGGAAAAAAGCCCCCCGUUCUCAUUCCACAUCUUCUACCAGAGCCCCGCGCCCCCCUCGUCGAAAGAGACGCGAGUCCAGCUCUCAAGAAGAGGAUAUAAUCGAUGGAUUUGCUAUCGCUAGCUUCGUCAGCUUGGAGUGUCUGGAGAAGAAGAAUGGCUCCAUGAAGAUGCCCGAUAGGAAAGAGCGAUGGGAGAAGCCGAUGGUGAAGAGGCAGCGAGAGGAGCAAGCGAACGGCGUCGCGGACGGAGUUGACCCCGCGGAGAAUGGGUUCGACGAGUGCGCCGCCAGCCUCGAGCGCGACCAGGAGCGGGUGAAGGAGAGGCUUCUGAAGAAGACGUACUCCAAGAAGAACAAACGGUUCAAAGGGUUUCCAGGCCGACCAGGAAGGAACCUUGAGGAGGAGGCCAUGCAGGAGCUGAGCAAGCCUCACCGGAGCAACUCCAGAGACAGACUCAGUGAGAGCUCGACUCACUCGCUGUCAGGGCGCGGCUACUCGUGUGACAGCGAGAGCGACAUUGAUGACAAGGCUUCUGAUGUAGGAUCAGAGAAACUUUUCUCACCGACUGCAGCUAAAGGUGUGACGCCGAAUGAGAAUCACGUGUCCAAGACCUGCAGUGCAACCAAAGUCUCAGGCCUCCAGCGCAGCCAGGAGCAGAGCAACGAGGUGCCCUUCGCGCCGCCCGCGCCAAGCCCCACCCCUGCCUCUCCACCCACCGGCUCCCCAGCGCCCGCUGCCGCGCCGCCGCCUCCCCGGGUGCGGCCCACGCCGCCUCCUCCGCCCCUGCCCCUGCCUCGGCCUCCGCUGAGCGUCAAGAAGGAGGCCGUCGCUGUCGUUGCCACCGCUGUCGCCACUGCGCCACCGCGCAUCCCCACCCCACCACUUCUCAGGACCCAGGGCCACCCCCACCCCCACCCCCACCCUCACCCCCAGACGCAGGAGCUGCGCGUGCCUCCGCCCCAGCACCACCUGCGGCCCGUGCUCAACCACCCUGUUCACCACCCGCUGCAGUACAACAGCCUCCACGACAUCAGCAGUCACACCGGGGGUGUCAGCAGCAGCCUCCCCCUCCCCAAACACCACCUUCCCCCCUCCCCCCACCUCAGCAGCCUGCCUGCCUCCAACCCCAACCUCCACCUGUCUGUGGCCAACCUCUCUACCUCGCCCUUCUCUUUGCGCUCCUCCGCCCAUCGCCAUCCGGCCAUGUUCGCAACCCCCGCCACACUGCCACCACCUCCAACCUUACCAACCAACAGCCUGGUGGUCCCGGGUCACCCCGCGGGCACCCCCUACCCAGAGCAUGACCUCCUGCGGCAGGAGCUGAACAACCGCUUCCUGGUUCAGAGUUCGGAGCGGAACAGGGGGCCGUCGGCGUCCCCCCUGGCCCCCGUGUCCCUCCUGAGGGCCGAGUUUCACCAACACCAGCACAUGCACCAGCACCAACACACCCACCAGCACACCUUUACGCCCUUCCCCACCGGCUUGCCACCGGCGGGCAUCAUUGCACCGCCCAAUGCACCUCCCAUGGUGCGUACCCCAGCCAGAAAUUUCGACAAAUAUGCUCCAAAGCUGGACAAUCCUUUCUUAAGACACUCAAGCUUCUUCCCCUCCUACCCUCCCACCAUGCCUGGGAUGCCUCCACUGCUGCCACAUUCAGGACCCUUCAGCUCACUGCAAGGAGCGUUCCAGCCUAAGGCCUCUAAUCCCCUGGAUGUCGGCGCUCGGCCUGGAGCCAUACCUCACACUCUCCUGCAGAAAGAUCCUCGGGUACCAGAUCCCUUCAGGACAUCAGUAAGAAAGCCUGGCAAAUGGUGUGCGGUUCAUGUACAAAUCGCCUGGCAAAUCUACCACCAUCAGCAGAAGAUGAAGCAGAUGCAGCUGGAUCCUCACAAACUGGACAUGAACGGGAAGCUGGACCUGUUCAGCCGGCCGCCCGCCCCAGGAGUCUUUCCAGGAUUCCCGUACCCUCAUGACCUGGCGCGACCUCUGUUCUCCUCUACAGGUUCAGGCCAUCCAGCUGCUUCGCCCUAUGGCCCUUCACCACACCACAGCGGAUUCCUGCCCACGAGCCACCUGGCAGGUAAGCAUCCUUUUAGUCGCUCCACUACCUUUGGCGGCCUCGGCAACCUUUCAAGCAGUGCCUUCGGAGGAUUAGGCAACCCCUCGCUCGGCGCCAACAACGUCUUUGGUCCAAAGGAUGGGCCAGGAUUGCCGGGCUUCAGCAGUCCCCACCACGACACCUGGAACCGGCUCCACCGCACCCCUCCCUCCUUCCCUACCCCUCCACAGUGGCCCAAGGCCGCGGACAUAGAGCGGAGCAACUCGGCUAACAGCCACGAGCGCGAGCGAGAACGGGAACGAGAGAGGGAGCGAGAGAGAGAGAAGGAACGAGAGAGGGAGAGGGAGAAAAGGGAUUCUUCCAUUGGAAAAGAGGAGAAAGAUAAAGACAGGGAUUCGCUGGAUCGGAACCGCCACUCCAACCGGUCCUCCCCUGCCUCCGCCCCAGUCGGCUACCAAAUCAGCAACCUGAUUCGGUCCAACAGCCAGAACUCCAGCGACUCGGGCCGCCACCACAGCUCGGAAAGGGCCCGCGAGACCGAGAAGGACAUGAUGGAGCGCCACCGAGAGGCCGCCAUGAUUGCCGACAUCAAGGUGAAGGAGAGCCGCUCCCCUGGAAAAGAGGUCCAGGAGCGCCGGUCCUCCGAGGACCAGUGCAAGCCCAUUCACCGCUCGCCCUCGCCUUACUCCAAGGCCGUUAACCCCGACACGGGUCUCAAGAUGGCUGCCGCCCUUCCUCCACCGAUCAAGGACGGCGACCGCAAGGAGCCACCAUCUGAGAUGAUCCACAAGGUCAAAAACGACAUGAAGAUCAAGGAGGAGCGCAAGGAGGAGCAGGAGGUGAUGGUGGUGGGGUCCGAGCCGCCCUCUCAGCCCACGGUGCCUCCCCCUCCACCUGCACCUCCCGCCCCUUCUGGCCCGCACCACCUCCACCCUCAGAUGACCCAUCAGCACCCUCCGCCCUCCCCCCGCUGCAGCGACCUCCCGACCUCGGCCGCCCUCCACGGCGUCCCCAUGCCGCACUCGCUCCCGCUCUCCAUGUCGGCCAUGCACCAGAUGGGCAGCCUGAAUGUGCUGGACCGCGCCCGCAUGGCCCCCUUCAUGGGCGUGAGUCCGUUAGCGGCGGCGGCAGCGGCGGGGCGCGAGCGUCUGCAGCACCCGGCGUUCAGCUGGGACCCGCUGCGGGAGGCCUACCGCAACCUGGACCUGCAGCGCCGCAUGGACUUCCAGCUGCGGGCCGAGCAGGUGCAGCGCUUCCAGCAGGGCUCCCCCUACGCCGAGGCGGCUGAGCGCGGCUACCGGGAGCGCGAGCCUCACGACUACGCGCACCACGAGCACCUGAUGGAGGUGCGGCGCGAGCAGGAGCGCAUGCGGCAGCAGGCCGAGGAGCGCGAGCGCAUGCACCUGCGUGAGGAGCUGGACCGGGCACGCCUGCACCAGCUCCACCAGUCGCCCAUGGAGGGACACCUCCCGCACAUGCCCCCCUUCAUGUCGCACCUCGGGGGGAUGCCUUACCCGAGACUCAGCCCCUCCACCGGGCACAAUGGCCUUCUCAACCGCACGCCUCCCACCGCAGCGCUAAGUGCCCCACCGCCACUCGUGCCCUCGGGAAGUGCCAGGCCGUCCUCGCCCAGACGGACUACCCCCCUCACCACCCAGGACCCCCGCGAUUACUCCCCCUCACGAAACCCCAAAGAGGUUGAGGCGCGAUAGCUUCACUUAUCUGGAUUGACUUUGGAGAGGAGUCUCUCCCAUUCUGAAGACAGAAUGCACUUAUUUUCCUGAGCGAAAAUCAAAAAUGUAAAAAAAAUUGAAAGAGACGUGUAUAAAUUGUACAAAGAUUUGUACAGCUGAAGAAGCACACGCCAUUAUUUUAUAUGGACUUGCAGAGAAGGUUGGUUUGGAAAAAAGUUGAAACUCAAAGCAUAUGUUCAUUACCAAUUUAAAAAUUGAUAUUAAUAUAUUAAUCCAAUUCUUCUAUCAUUUUUUUCGUGUGAAAAGUGAAAUUAUGAAAUGAGUUUGUACAUUUCCUAUUAUCUUUCCAUGUAUAGACAUUAUUUUUAUGAAUUUGCAUAUUGUUGCAUUACAGUAUGUCACAUUUCCCCCAGUGUCUAUUCCUGUCCACUGUAAAUCAUGUCCACAGUGGAGGCUGGAUUUUUUUUAAAGAAUUGCUUGAACAGUCAAUUUUCCCUACGGUACCUUAAAGUUCUCAGUGCUGAUGUAAAAGAAAAUUACAUUUAAGGUGGUUUUGUUCAAUUGGUUUGCCUUUGAGAUUGAGACAAAAAGUGUAUUAUCCCUGUUGGUUAUUGUAAAGAAAAACAAUGUAAAUAUCUUGUUGAUAUUCCGCGAGACGAAAAAUUACCAUGUAAAUUUACUAGGCUUUUUAAAUGUUUCUAGAAAAACAAAAUUAAAUAAAAUUGAAACCACUUCCGAAAUGAAACCAUGGUAACAGACCAGCCAGCGCAAUCAAAAAGAAGGCAAGCAUUAAAGCGCGGUCAUAGAGUGAAGACAUGCAAUCUAUGCAACAACGCAUUGGAAGACCGUGAUGGAGUACAACCUGCAAGUGAUAUUGGGAAUAUUUUAUGAGGAAGGAACCUGGAUUACUGACACCCAUCUGUUUUUCAAACAAAGGAUUAUAAAACUGAACUAGAGCCUGCCAGGUCCAAGACAAACUUUCAUAGAAACAAAACAGUCUUGCAGCCCUAGAGAACUUGGGAGGAAAGAGAUUGAUUGAUUGGGCGGCAAUAGACUUUCUCUGUCGACCUUGUGGUGUUGUGCAGUUUCUUCUUUUCUUAGACUCUUGUAUACAAAACAAGUAGAGUUUUAGGCGUGCAAAAAAUGAACAUUCAUGGUUUUAAAAUGUACGGAAUAAAGGUUGGACCUUAUAUCUGCA